AUGGCGUCCAUCCAGCUGUCUUUCUCUCUUCGCGUCUCUUCCGGCGUCAAGUCCGUCCACCUCCUCGGCUCGUGGGACAACUACGCUGGCCAGAUCCCCCUGUCCAAGGACAAGUCUUCGUCCAAGUCUGGCUCGUGGAAGGGUACCUUCCGCUUCUCCGGCAACCUUGAGGCUGGCAAGCGCUACUGGUACUACUACAUCAUUGACGGCUACCACGUCUCCCACAACCCCAGCGAGGCCUCCACCGUCGAGCCCACCACUGGCCGCGAGCUCAACAUCCUCGACGUCCCCAAGGACAAGUCCUCCAAGUCUUCCAAGUCGUCCUCCAGCAAGUCCUCGUCCAAGUCUUCCUCCAAGGACAAGAGCCACCGCUCCUCCAAGCGCUCCAGCGACAUCCCCAAGGGCCGCCCUCUGUCGACCUCGCAGAUUGUUGCUCCCAAGCCCAUGGCUCCCCACGCCACCCGCCACAUCCUCGAUGCCGACUACUGCGACGAGGAGACCAUUGAGGAGCUGACCGCCCGCUUCAACGCUGCCGGCUUCGACGAGGAGGACAUCAUCACCGACUUCUGCACCUCGCCCGCCUCCUCCACCGGCUCCAGCGUCUCCUACCGCUCCGACAGCUCCUCGCCCAACUCGUCCAUGUCCGGCUACAGCACCCCCGCCUCUGACUGCAGCUCUUGCACCUGCGAGCGCUACGGCAUCACCCGCAAGGGUGACCGCGUCAAGAUCGACUGCGGUGGCUCCCGCUGCGGCUACUCCGACGACGACUCUGACUGCUCCUCCUCCGAGGACGAGUACGUCUCCACCAGCUCCCGCCGCCACGGCAUCGUCGUCCGCGACUAA
This is a messenger RNA of Microdochium trichocladiopsis, 843 nucleotides long. RefSeq lists its product as uncharacterized. The coding region runs from base 1 to 843 and encodes 280 amino acids. NCBI's taxonomy places the organism in Eukaryota, Fungi, Ascomycota, Sordariomycetes, Xylariales, Microdochiaceae. The transcript has a single exon. The record is from RefSeq and is a predicted model, not a curated record.